UCACGUGACCUGACAACCGCUUGCGAAAAUAUCUCCGAAUCGAAAUCCUUAUUUCUGAAGCCUUUUACUGCACGAACCAACACCGAAAUGCCGAAUAUGAACAUUAAAUGUGUUUUGUAAAAGUUCAUGGGCGGUUAAGCUGAGGCAGAGUCUCGGAGAGCGCGUCUAGGAGUGUGCAAAGAGAGAGAAUUAAUGUUGUUGAAGGCGCAGGAUGCCCCGCCGGAAGCGCACAGGGGAUGAAGGCGGAAGAAGAGCCAAAGUCAGCCGAGUGGAGCUCAAUGAGGAGCCCCUGGUUAUUUCUGAUUCUGAUCAUGAAGAGGAAGAAUGUACCAAUAACUGCUCAUCUCGUUCAGCGCGGUGGAAGCGAAGAGAAAAUAAGUCUCAUUUACGAGACAUGACAGAAGAGGAGAUGCUGGCUCUGGCCAUGAGACUGAGCGCUCAAGAAGCAAACUCUGCAGCCCAGAGAGAAGAGCUGGAAGACAGCGACAUACAGAAAGCCAUCGCCGAGAGUCUGAAUGAGAGCGUUGUAAAACCAUCUGACAGUCUGGAGAAUGAAGCAGGCAGCUCUUCUGAUCAACCACUAGAGAAUGAAGCAGAAACAUCAACAAAUCUGAGACGAAAACUGUGCUACCCCAGCCAAGAUCAGACACACAAUGAGAUAGAAAGGGAAACUAGUCCACUUCCAGAAAUGCCAGAUCUAUCACAGACGACCUCCUCAAAUAUUUCAUCCAUGAGUCCAGCUCACAUAUCCAGGCCUCCAGCUGACACUCAGGACAAACAGACAGCCAUCAGCGACACUCCAGAAUUUGAGAUCUUCAAAUCUCUCUCAGAGUCCCAGUUGUCCCCUGUCUUGACCAGACAAAGCUCCUCCAAUCGGCGACCUGUAGUCUGUGUGGAGAAACUGAGUCAGGAGCUCAUCUCAGUGAGCGCAGAUUCAGUAAACGUCCACACACAGAACAGCAUUGUCACUCCCUCCCGUGCCAAUGGAUCUCAGUUUCCCGAGCAGGUAGAUUCACCCUUACCCAAAUGCCCGGUCUUCACUCAGAAUGACUUAAGACGAGGAAUCAAUUUAGUAGAGGGCAAAGCUGAUGAUAAAAGUUUCAAUGGGAAAGAAGAUGAAACUCAAAUACCCGAUGAAGAUACGCAUUUACCAACAGAGUCAAGCCAAGGUUUGAGCACAGAGUCAGAUACGUGCCUUUCGCCAUCGAGGAAAUCCCAGCUGUCAAGCCCAAAAUGUGUGCCUAAAAUGAAGGAAGAUGCCACUUUAACAGGUAGAACCCUUGACCAAAAGCCAGUGGAGGAUCAGACCACUCUGAGAGAGAAAGAAUCUGUCACUGAGUCUGCUUUAAAGACACAGUCUUGGGAGGGAUUUACUAGUCACAUGGUCUUGCUUUUACCAGAUGAUGAUGAAGAUGAUGGCAGUGAAGAGAUCCUCUCACCGAGUCCUGUCCUUCACAAAGAGAUGAUAAUCCGACCCCUCAAUAUUGAGAUUUCUCCAACGCAGUCCCACGUGUCUUCAUCCACCAACAAUCCUUCCACACAGGACACGGAGGUGUCCCGGUCUGUCCUGGAGCAGGACUCGAGAGCAUCCAGAGGCGCUGAAUUCAAACCCUCAUACUGUAAAGCUUCACAUUCUUCAGAGGAAAAUGGAGAACGCACAGUCGCAUACUACUGGGGAGUGCCUUUCUGCCCCAUGGGCCAAAACCCAGAGGAGUACACACGUGUGAUCAUGUGUCAGAUGGAGGUGUAUGAGAAGAGCCUGAAGGAGGCCCAGCGAGAGCUGCUGCGCAAAGCAGACUGGGGAAAACCGGUUUGUCCUGAAUCACCAGAAAGGUCAUUUGGUGCGAGGAGAUGGAAACGCCACAGAGCUACCCGGCUGUCUGAGGAAGAGGAGGAGAAUGAAGUAGAGGCUGAGAAAGAAAAUAACACAAUAGUAGAAGAAGAAGAAAAGGAGGAAGCCAGGGACAAGUCUGCAGUUGGGACACUUAAUAAUGCUGACGGCGGACAGAGCGAAACCUAUGUUGUUUUAUCUUCUCCAGAGACUAAAGAUGAGCAAGUGGACAAAACCCCUUUCUUCAGCCAAGAAGAGCCUGAAACUAGAGCUGCGGAUAAACAUAUCAGGAACAGUGCUCUAUGGGACACUUCAGAUGAAACUGGAUCACAGUAUCCAGCUGAGCAGCAUGUAGACGAGACUCCCAAUCUGGAGGCUUGUGAAGAGGAUCCGACAGUUUGUCCAGAGACACAGAUGAGUGAAAGCAGCACACCAGAGCUGAUGAUGACAAGUCCUGCACAGGCCCAGUCUCGUGCUGACAGCGAGGUGAUGGAGGUGGAGGAUGGAGGAGACGCUCCGGCAGCAGACGAGGAGAUGAUGAUGAUGAUGGAGCAGGAUGCUGAUCCUGCAGAGCCGGCUGCUCCUCUCAGUGAGCAGAUGGAGUGUCCCAUGUGCUCCAAACUCUUCCCCAUCAGCAGCAUCGAGAUGCACGCAGCUUACUGUGAUGGAGAAGCGGACCAGCAGGACCAGCAGUCACAAGUUGUCCGGCGGACGAGGAACAGAAGACAGUUGAUGGAGGACACUCAUCAAUCUGAGAAAUCAGCACAGAUUGAGAAGUGCUCCAUGUGUCAGGGUUUGUUUCCACUAAAGGAGUAUAUACAACAUGUCCCUUUGUGCUUAGAGAGAGGCUCAAGAGCUAAUCAGGAAAACGGCCUGCUUUCUGCUCUGGAGCGGACAGAACAGAGAAGCACUGUUUCUGCCAGUGAUGAGCCUGGCCCGUCUGAUGUUUCUACAAAGAGCAACUGCAACUCUGCUGAUAUUGUGGUGAUGUGGACGUCUGAAAGUGUCAGUGAAGCAAUGGUUUCUUCUCCCAGCAGCACCUUCACUCCUCCUUCAGAGAAAACACAAUGCCUUACUGAUUCCGCCAGGAACAGCCUAAGACUCUCAAGAAAGAGAAAAUACAAAAAGUAGUGGGGAGAACAAUGCUUUUAGCAACACUGCUAUUCAAUGCUUCUUCAUUUAUAUGACUUUUUAUACAAUUAAAAUGCACACAGUUGUCUAUUUAAAGUCUUUGUUGUCUAAAAGAAGUGUAUCAAAUGAUAUUGACACCGUCUUGAGUUUGUAUUAAAUGUCUGUUUAGACUUUCA
This is a messenger RNA of Danio aesculapii, 3138 nucleotides long. It is a transcript of the gene uimc1, whose product is annotated as ubiquitin interaction motif containing 1. Lineage: Eukaryota; Metazoa; Chordata; Actinopteri; Cypriniformes; Danionidae. Gene Ontology annotation, biological process: double-strand break repair; positive regulation of DNA repair. The record is from RefSeq and is a predicted model, not a curated record. Gene Ontology annotation, molecular function: K63-linked polyubiquitin modification-dependent protein binding; histone binding. The coding region runs from base 212 to 2962 and encodes 916 amino acids. Gene Ontology annotation, cellular component: BRCA1-A complex. The transcript is spliced from 18 exons.